AUGGGCUGUUCUCAGUUCGCUGCUUUUGUCAGUUCCGCACUUUUUUUGUGUGUAGUGCUCUUGUCUUAUCCAAGACCAAAUAAAUUCCCACCUCCACCUCCGCAAGAAAAUUCACCUAUUACCGGUUUUCCGUCAUGGCGUGAAUAUUUAGAAGAAUACGAUUUUCAAACUGUCUACACUCCAUCGCUCUAUGCAAUAAUGAUUAACGGAAUAACCGGCCUAGCAGCCUUAUACUGGACAUUUAUCUACAAACAGCCAAAAAGCACAAUAUCAUUCUUUCACCAAGGUAACGAAGUCGCCCCAGCGACACUAUUCAACGCGAUACUCGCAAUCUAUGUAUUAGUCACACAGUGGGCCUCGAUCGCUGGCAUAAUCGUCGACCUUUCAAAGCUCUGGGUACCCAUCGGUGUUAUUCAUAACGCGGCGGAACUCGCAUUCGUAACGUUGUUGUACAUGGGCGGAAAAGUAGCUUCGAAUUUAUAUUUUGUGGGAAUUGGCAUUUAUAUGAUUACUGUCGUGAGUUGUUGUAUGAUUUUUCCGUGGCCUUAUGAUGCUUUUUUUUUCAAGGCGCAAGGUCUUGUUCUUGAUUAUAUGAUUGUUGUCUUAUUCACAAGAGUCAUUCUUGAGACACGUUCACAAUUCCAAAGUGAUGCCGAGGGUCACAUUCCAAUAGUUGAUCAAGAAGACGACGAAGGCCGCGAGCGAUUAACCGCUCGUGCUAAACUUUACCCCACGACUGUUAAUCACCCACAUCAAUUACACAUAUUGCUAGUUGCGGGCUUCAUUCAUCUUCUUGGUAAUACUUCUUUUAUUCUUCCAUAUCACAUACCCGAUCAGUUUCCCACUUUACGCGUACUACGUCUAUCUGGACACACAUUGUCAGAGUAUCUUGCCCCAGAAACGCAUUUACCUACCCAGAACGACCAAAGAGGAAAAUGA
Ambispora gerdemannii is the source of this 939-nucleotide messenger RNA. Lineage: Eukaryota; Fungi; Glomeromycota; Glomeromycetes; Archaeosporales; Ambisporaceae. The record is from the annotation of a GenBank genome assembly.